Molecule: messenger RNA, 1593 nt
Organism: Brassica rapa (field mustard)
Lineage: Eukaryota; Viridiplantae; Streptophyta; Magnoliopsida; Brassicales; Brassicaceae
Product: protein NETWORKED 4B
Cellular component (GO): vacuolar membrane
Molecular function (GO): actin binding
Source: RefSeq, a predicted model, not a curated record
AUCCGAACCCGAUCCGAAAUAACCGAAACCGAACUUAAAAUACCCGAACCCGACCCGAAGUACAGAAAUACCCGAACGGGUUCUACACCUCUAUACCGAAAUACCCGAAAAUCCGAAAUACCCGAUCCGAACCCGAACGGGUACCCGAACGCCCACCCCUACAUCUUACACUUUCAUAAAUAACAUAAUUAGAGGAAUCAUAGAGAAAAAUCAAUAUGGGUCAUCACAUGUCUUGAUUGAUGAUUAUCCUUAAUAUCUUUCACCAUCGACUUAGCUUGUAAAUUUAUUAUGCGUCUAAUAAGUUUGUUGAAGGUUUGGUUUGAUGUCAGAACAAAUAAGUUUCAUAUCUGAUAUCUAUCUGUCUGUCUCUGUCUAACUCGAAUCACAAGGACGCCACAUGCAAAAUCAUGGCCGUUGCAGAUCCGGCAUUAACGCUUUCCCAUAUCUUUUUUUUUUCUCCCAUAUCAUAGCACAAUGUCUCAGUAAUUGCGUCUUUCGUUUUUCUAAAACAAAGAAGACUUGAAGAAAAUUAAAAUAAGCAGGGGUUUCUAAGUUUCUCUACACCUCUCAAAGUCAUGGCCUCGUCUGUGGAUCUUAGCAAGAAGCAGUUUAAGAAGUCUAUGACCAAGAAAUCACAUUCAUGGUGGUGGGACAGUCACAAUUGUCCCAAGAACUCGAAGUGGCUUGCUCAGAAUCUGGAGAAGAUGGAUGACCGUGUGAAACACAUGUUAAAGUUGAUUGAAGAAGACGCAGACUCUUUUGCCAAGAAAGCUCAGAUGUAUUACCAGAAGCGUCCCGAGUUAAUCCACCUUGUGGAGGAGUUUUACCGCAUGUAUCGCGCUUUGGCUGAGCGUUAUGAUCAAGCUAGUGGUGAACUUCAGAAAAUUCAUCUCUCUGGGAUACAGUCACAGGGCUCUCUUGAGAAAUCAUCUCCUACUAAUUCCCAAGAGAAAUCGAGUCACCCUCAUAAGGAAGAGGAAGACUCAUCAUCUCUGUCUGAUUCUGAUUCUGACUCUAAAUCGGUUCCUGAUCAUUCCUCUGUUAAUGAUGAAGAUGGUGACGAGGCAUUGAUCCGUAGGAUGGCUGAUCUAGAACUUGAGCUUCAAGAAACUAAAGAGAAACUCCAUCUACAGCAGGAACGUCUUAAUGGUGACAACAACACUGAUCUCCUUCAGAAAAUUACUGUAUAUGAAGGAGAGCUUAAAGAAGCUAAUGUAAAGAUUCGAAUGCAAGAAAAAGAGAUCGCUAAUCUGAAGAUUGAGCUUAAGAGUUGCAUUUCCUCUGAAGCAGAAACUCAACUUGGUGUUGAGCAAGAGAGUCUUGAUUUGGUUAAAGAGGAAACUAAAGAUGCAGGGGCCACUCUUUUCUGCGCAACCACGUCUGGUGGUAUUGUGUCUCUUUCUAUUAUUAUCAUUUUGUAUUGUUUUAAAAAAUACAUAUGAGAUAGGCGAUCGAUCAUUUCUUUUUUGAAGUCAAUACGGUGGGUUGUUGCCAAAUUGACUCCAUUGACAUUGAACUGUGCUUCGCGUUUAUUUUAACGUCCACUGCUACUUCUUUUUUCAAAAUAAAGAUCGAUGAUCUAUUUUCUCAUUA